Aedes aegypti (yellow fever mosquito) is the source of this 1655-nucleotide messenger RNA. Its product is annotated as E3 SUMO-protein ligase PIAS2-like. Gene Ontology annotation, biological process: regulation of transcription by RNA polymerase II; protein sumoylation. NCBI's taxonomy places the organism in Eukaryota, Metazoa, Arthropoda, Insecta, Diptera, Culicidae. Gene Ontology annotation, molecular function: transcription coregulator activity; SUMO ligase activity; zinc ion binding. The coding region runs from base 1 to 1335 and encodes 444 amino acids. The transcript has 10 exons. The record is from RefSeq and is a predicted model, not a curated record.
AUGGAUAAGCCGGAAAUGCUUCAGCCGAACGAGUACGAUAAAAAUCCCAUACCUACCAACAAACCCGGGGUUGAACCAAAGCGUCCUCCUCGGCCAGUAAAUAUAACUCCAAAUGUGAAGCUCUCUCCAUUGGUUGCGAAUCACAUUGCGGUGUCCUGGUGCACGGAAUAUAACAGAGGCUAUGCUGCGGCCUGUUAUCUGGUUCGUAAACUAAGUUCCUCUCAGCUGCUGCAACGCAUGAAAACUAAAGGAGUCAAACCGGCCGAUUACACACGGGCACUGAUCAAAGAAAAAUUGAAUGAAGAUGCGGAUUGUGAGAUUGCAACUACAAUGUUGAAAGUCUCCUUGGUUUGCCCUCUAGGAAAGAUGCGAAUGGCGACCCCAUGCAGAUCAUCGACAUGCUCGCAUUUGCAGUGCUUUGAUGCUUCACUGUAUCUGCAGAUGAACGAGCGUAAACCAACUUGGAACUGUCCCGUCUGCGAUAAGGCGGCUAUCUACGACAAUCUUGUUAUCGAUGGCUAUUUCCAAGAAGUACUUGCAUCUAACAAAUUGUCUAGUGAAGAUAAUGAAAUUCAGCUUCACAAGGAUGGAUCGUGGAGUACUCACGUUAAAACCAACGAUUCGUGUACUUUGGAUACACCCAGCAAGCCAGUUCAAAAAGUCGAAGUUGUUUCGGAUGAUAUUGAAAUAAUUACAACGGAUCCCCCAAAAUCCAGCAUCAACCAAGCCAGCGUAAUUUCCAGUAGUGAACCUUCUUCGACUACAGCUCCUUCAAAUGAUACGGUGGAUUUGACGCUCAGCGAUUCCGAUGAUGAUCUCCCUUUGAAGCGCAAAACAGUAACCCGUGCUGCUGCUGGCGGCCAGAGUGGCACUAAUGUAACUACCUCGAGUGCAACCACUGCCGCAAGUACGACGAGUUCUGCAAUGACUGCUGCUACAGCUACUGCUUCGGCGGUAUCUAAACCAAAAAUGAAUGAAGAUGCAUCGCAAUCUGUAAUAUCUCUAGAUUCUCCAUCCCCACCAUCGACACCAAACCCACCAGCAUACAAUAGCGGGGUUUCAGCUAUGUCAAAUAAUGUUUCAUCUACAACUGCUAGUACGCCAACCAUUCCAUACCAGUUGCCGAUAAGUCCACUAGAACAAGCUAGCAAUUUACCACUCAAUCCACUUGCACUAAACAGAUAUGAACCAGCACCGGAAGAUGUGCAGUCUUACAUUUACAAUCGGCUAAUUAACGACGCGCAAGAAUUGUCCUACCUAACGAGUCAAUGGAGUGUGCAAGGUUAUAUGCACGGCGCAACGAACGGUGAGGAUAUGCACAAUUUGCAGCGUUGAAAUAGCUCAUGCGAGUGGACAAACUUUUGCUGAAUCGACAGUUCUACAAAUUUUUAUGAAUAAGCAUAUGCUAGGAAAAGAUCAUAACAAUAGUUUUACACAGUAUAUCAGGCGCAUAAGCAUAAGGUGAAACAAUAGAUUGUUCCAAUCGAUGAAAUGGAAAGCAAAAAUGUUCAUUUUGUACAUGACACUGUCAUGUACACAUUAAAUUAUUAAACUCGGGAUUUGGAGUGUUUACACCGAUGAAAAUAUUUAAACGAGUUUUCUGAAUGAUUAUAUACAAAUCAACUGUAAUAAAGACAAAAAAAAUGGAAAACGCA